CAACAACUACGAAUCCAACCACAUAAAUCAUAAACCCUCCGCAACCGCCUUCGCCUCAUUCCCUAAAACCCUAAUCCCCUCUUCACUCCCACCGAAAAAACAAGGGCCUGAAGAUGUUGAGCAGAAUCCUCAGGAGGUCUUCUUCUCAAGCCCCAAGGUGGGCUAUGUCCGCUUUGACCUCCAUCGAAACGGUUUUACACCAUCAGUUCUCAUCGGCGGCGACCUGCGUUGUUGUGCCCAGAAAUGGCGCUGUCUCUGGCGAGAGCAGACCGAGAAGCUCCAGUGGAUUUUAUAAUGACAACAAAUGGAGGGGCUUCCAUGUGCAAUCGAGGCCCUUGGAUUUCAAGGCGUCUCCGACGUCGCAGGCAGAGUUCGCGGUAGACGAUUAUGGCUUCGAGGAAGAGAAGGGGUAUGGUGGAAAAGGGACUGCGAGUAUGAAUAGUGGAGAGGAAGGGCUUGAGAUUGGAAAACUCGGAAUUUCUGAAGAGAUUGUUUCAGCUUUGUCAAAAAGGGGUAUCACCACACUCUUUCCUAUUCAGAAAGCUGUGCUGGAACCAGCGAUGGAAGGUAGGGACUUGUUUGGACGGGCUAGAACAGGAACAGGAAAGACGCUUGCGUUUGGAAUUCCCAUCAUUGACCGAAUCAUUCAGUUCAAUCAAAAGCAUGGACGGGGUCGAAACCCUUUGGCCCUGGUUAUGGCUCCAACAAGGGAACUUGCUCGCCAAGUUGAGAAAGAGUUUCGUGAGUCAGCACCCAGCCUGGAUUCAAUAUGUCUAUAUGGGGGUUCACCUAUUAUGCGCCAAAUGAAGGAGCUUGAUUAUGGUGUUGACGUUGUUGUUGGCACACCUGGCCGCAUCAUUGAUCUCAUGAAGAGAGGUUCUCUAAACUUGUCAGAAGUUCAGUUUGUUGUUCUUGAUGAAGCUGAUCAGAUGCUUGGUGUGGGCUUUGUGGACGAUAUUGAAACAAUCUUCCAGAGGUUGCCACAGAAUAGGCAGAGCAUGUUGUUCUCUGCAACAAUGCCAAGUUGGAUUAAAAACCUCAUCAGGAAUUACCUCAAAGAUCCACUGACUAUUGAUCUUGUUGGGGAUUCUGAUAAGAAGCUGGCUGAUGGAAUCACGCUUUAUUCAAUUGCCUCAGACAUGUAUGAAAAAGCAUCGAUACUCGGUCCUCUUAUAACAGAACAUGCUAAAGGAGGAAAGUGUAUUAUUUUCACUGAAACAAAACGUGAAGCUGAUCGAUUAGCAUAUGCCAUGGCAAGAAAUUUUCGAUGCGAGGCUUUGCAUGGGGAUAUCUCACAGAGUCAGAGAGAGAGGACCCUUUCAGGCUUCCGAAAUGGAAAUUUCAAUAUAUUAGUUGCCACUGACGUUGCUGCCCGUGGCCUUGAUGUUCCAAAUGUUGAUCUGGUAAUACAUUAUGCAUUGCCAAACUGUUCAGAGACUUUUGUUCAUCGAUCUGGCCGUACUGGCCGUGCUGGGAAGAAAGGAACUGCCAUUCUUAUUUACACAGAGGAUCAGACUAGGCAAGUUAAGAUCUAUGAGCGGGAAAUAGGGUGCAGAUUUACACAGCUUCCAAGGAUAAUGGUAGAGAGUGGAAGCAUGGGCAUGAUGAAUGAUAUUGGUUCUGGUGGUCGAUUUGGAGGUGUGAGAGAUCGUCGAUUUGGUGAUACAGGUUUUAGCCGAGCUGGUGGUCAUGGGGAUUAUGGGUCUUUUGGAGGAGCAAGAGAUCGUCGAUUUGGUGAUACAGGUUUUAGUCGGGUUGGUGGUCGUGGGGAUUAUGGAUCUAAUCAUCCCAGGAACCCUGGAUUUGGCCAUUCUAGUGGUCGUGGCCAGUUUUCUGGUCAAUUGAAUGGAUCUGGUUCCUUUGGUUUUAACCGAAAUCAACCAGGGAAUUUUAGUGGUUCUGGUUUUAGUGAACGUGGUAGAUCAGAUCGUUCUAGUACCUUUGCAGACUUUGGUUCUGGUCGUUCCAGUGGAUUUGGUGAUAGUAAUUCCAGCCGAACUAGUGAUGGAUUAAAUGAUCCUCGUUCUAGUCGAUUUGGGAGCUUUGGGGAUUUCCAGAGUGAUAAUUCUAAAAAUGGGAGAAGAUAAGUCCGAGUAAAUAAGUGACAUUCAUACGCUUGCAAUGACAGCUGAAAGGCCGGCAAUGGACAGGGUCAGAUACAUGUAGCGGUAAUGGUGCUGGUAGAAGUAAGGUUAAGAAAACGUUACUGGAUAUUUAAGGAUCAAGAAUCUUUCUUUUGUUGUGUUUAUUAUCAAUUAUAUGGAGGAAAAACAAUAAUUCUUGCUCAAGAUAUUAAGACGAGUGUUUUGACAUGUAAUCUAAUGUUAUUAUUAUUGUUCUCAAA
Molecule: messenger RNA, 2344 nt
Organism: Manihot esculenta (cassava)
Lineage: Eukaryota; Viridiplantae; Streptophyta; Magnoliopsida; Malpighiales; Euphorbiaceae
Product: DEAD-box ATP-dependent RNA helicase 9, mitochondrial
Exons: 8
Coding region: 114-2087 (657 amino acids)
Molecular function (GO): RNA helicase activity; nucleic acid binding; ATP binding
Source: RefSeq, a predicted model, not a curated record